AUGGCGGAAGAUAUCUCCAGCUGGAGCGUACUGCAGGAAGAGAACCUGUCGCUACACAAUGGCAGACUCUAUGGACCUCACGUAGUAGCAGCGGCCAAAAAAGCUGAAGCUAGAGCGGCAUGCCUAGCAAGACUGAUGCCGAACAUUAGGGGACUUGAUAGCAGCAAGAGAGCGGUACUAGGAGGAGUGGUACAGUCCAUCCUACUGUAUGGAGCUCCGAUUUGGUACCCAGCCAUGAGGAUGGAGAAGUACAGGCAAAUUCUGACCAAGCCCCAAAGAAAGAGCCUAGUCCGGAUCAUAUCUGCGUACAGAACAGUGUCUGCAGAAGCGGCACAGGUCGUAGCAG
Molecule: messenger RNA, 346 nt
Organism: Leptinotarsa decemlineata (Colorado potato beetle)
Lineage: Eukaryota; Metazoa; Arthropoda; Insecta; Coleoptera; Chrysomelidae
Source: RefSeq, a predicted model, not a curated record